This is a messenger RNA of Colius striatus (speckled mousebird), 1777 nucleotides long. RefSeq names its product RecQ mediated genome instability 2 (gene RMI2). Bases 352 to 930 code for a protein of 192 amino acids. The transcript is spliced from 5 exons. The record is from RefSeq and is a predicted model, not a curated record. NCBI's taxonomy places the organism in Eukaryota, Metazoa, Chordata, Aves, Coliiformes, Coliidae. Gene Ontology annotation, biological process: negative regulation of double-strand break repair via homologous recombination; DNA repair; maintenance of rDNA. Gene Ontology annotation, cellular component: cytosol; nuclear speck.
UCACGGCAACCGGGCUGGAACUGGAGCCGGAGCCGCUGGAGCCGCCGGAGCCGCCGUCGCGCCCUGGGCAGCUCCCGGUGCCGUUGGGCCGCGGCUUGCUCCCUGCCCCGCUCCGGCCUCGGGUGACUCUUUUCCUCCUUCCCACUAAAUCCCCAUUUUCCCCUGCUUUUGUCUCUUUUUCUCCCUUUCUUCCCGUCUCCCCGGGCAGCGGCGGGUGCGGCCAGGCCGGCCGCCAGGGGGCACUGCCCGGGCAGCCCGAGGACGGACGGACGGACGGAGGGGCGAGCGGUCAGCGCCGACGGGCGAGCACUCGAGUGGCCACCGAGGGGGUGACCCGGAAACCGGCUCCCAAUGCGGGGGAAUGGCAAGAAAAGCGACCAAGCAAGCAACGUGGGAAGUUUUAACAUGACGAGAGCUGCUCUCCUCAAAGCUACCGGGUCGGUAUGGACGGAGCAGCAGGAGCACAGCCCACUGGUGAGGAACAGGGCUGGAGGGAACCCGUUCAGAAAGCACUGGGAACGUGAAUGCCAGGAGAGGCCUGCCAGGAGGCACCAAGGGAAAACCCACGUUUCUGAAGAUGGUUUGGAAGAUCAAAGGAUGAAUGAAGAAGCCUCUCCAAUUACUUUCAGUUCUGUUUCCUUUGGCUGGAAUUUCUGUUUGCCCCAGCGAAUCGUGUUCAGCCAAAAUCCAAGGAAACGUGGCACCAGAUGUGCCGGUUGCAGGAGGCGGCGUGUCGGGUUCUGGAGAAGAAGGUGUUUGUGCUCCCUCCGCCCUCCGCCGGGGAAGUAUGUAAUGGUGAUGGGUGUGGUGCGGUCCUGCAGUCCUGAGCCUGUUCUUCGAGCAAUAAAGAUGACGGAUCUUUCUGAAAACCCCAUGCAUAAGAACAUGUGGAGCCUUGAAGUGGAGGACUUACACAGAGUCAUUCCCUAGAUACUUCUGCCUAACAUAACUGGAAAUGUACAUUUUAUUGGUUUUUGCUUCUUGUUUUUCUUUGGGUGCAGAACAUUGGGCCAUUCAGUCUAUUUGUGGUUUCAACCAACCACCAGUUACUCUUGGAGUAAAGCGAAGUGAGAAGUCAGACUCAGAGUUAAGUGGAGUGAUCAGUACAUAUCCAAUAAUCAUCACACUAUUCAUCCCUCUUGCAGUCUCUUUUUAUACCCACAGCUUUAAAAUACUUUGAUGCUUUCUGAGUAACAUGUCUAUGCUGUUCAGAAUACCUACAUGUUUCUGUGGAAGAUGUGUUGACACAGUCAUUCCUGUAGUGGUGCAUUCUUGGCAGCAAGGGCUGCACACAACUCCUGUUACCAGAGUGAACUCAGUAUGUGGAAUGAAGGCAAAAUGUGUUUCAGUCCAUUUAAAUUGUGGUUUGGAAAGAACUUUGCCUGUGUUUUCUCUUUCAGUGAUAACCAUGUCAGUAAACUCUGUGUAAGACAGCUAUCUCUUUCUACCUGUAAGCAGAGUCUUGCACUAAGGACCUCUCUGGUUUCUGUAUUUCUGAGAUACUGGAAGUGGUGCAGUAAUGACCCCUGUGUUCCAGUGAAGUGAAAUCAACUGAAAAGAUGCAAUGCAAGAUUACUUGGAAUAGAUUCCCCAGAUUCCAAAUGCAGUUACCACCUCAUGAAAAAAACUUGCUGUGCCUAAGUGCAUUUUUCUCUUUGGAGGUUUCCCUUCUUGUUCCAAUGUAUGCUAUUUUUAGUUGUUUAAACCAUUCUUAAGUAUCUUUCUUUUCUCCUCCUAUGGAAAAAAACCCCAUGAAAUGAAAUCAAAAAGCCUUAAA